AUGACCCCUAAAAGAGAUAAUAUAUUAUGUCCUUUUGUUUUCAUGGAAGCUGGUGAACCAACAGUUGGAGUUGAUCCUUUACGAGUGUGGCAACUUUCAAAUAACACUUAUGGAUACAGAUCUGAUGAAGUACCACCGAUAUAUCCACAAGGAAACUUCUGUGGUCAGUUUGGUGAAGGGCCAGCAAGUAUUAACUUCCCAUUUCAAGCCAUUUCCUUUGAUGCGACACAGUCGUCUUUUAUUGACGUUGAGCUUAAUAACUCGGAUAUCAGUGAGGACUGGUCGUUGACACUUCAUUUGUAUCCUAGACAUCAUAGCGGUAAUAUUGGUAUAUUCAGCUAUUCGUCAACAAGCGAUCAAGGUGUGACAGACAUGAAACUAAUUUUGCAUAAUGGGAUGCCAAGAUUUAUGAUGAGUUAUAACGACAUCGUCUGUGGUACUGCCAAAUCCCCGGCACAAUUACCUUUAAAUACUUGGUCGUUUUUAAGCUUGCACAGACGCUACGGGCAACUGGUAAUUUCAGUGAACACGACUCGCACUCAGGGUAGCGAUGACUGUCAAUAUGGUUUGCAUGGUCCACCAAAUGGAAUAUUGAAAAUUGCUGCUAUUCAAGGUUCUACAUAUAUUUCCAAUUUUGAUGGAAUGAUGGAGUGUUUUAUUGUGUAUAAUGAAUUUGUUCAAACUGUGGAGGUGACAAGAGGCGAAACAGCAUGUAGUUCAAGUUCAAUUCAACAGCCGGACACAGAAAGUUUUCACUCAUGUGGACAAACAGGUACAUCAGCAACACCAAGGCAUUAUAUUCUGGACCAUAUCAACUAUUCACCAGAUCUCUCCACCUCUAGUCACAAUAUUACAGCACGCUCGAUAACAGAAUGUGCCAAAUUCUGUUCAUGUUCCAUCAGCUGCAGUUCAUUCUCACUCAAGAAAGGAACUAUCGGACAUAGCUGCUUCUUAUUCGACUUUAUAGCAGAUGGCAUGGCACUAUCAGGAAUUCCCGACUUUCGAUACUAUAUCCCCCGAUAUCUAAUAUAA
Lottia gigantea (owl limpet) is the source of this 1032-nucleotide messenger RNA. RefSeq lists its product as hypothetical. Lineage: Eukaryota; Metazoa; Mollusca; Gastropoda; Lottiidae. Bases 1 to 1032 code for a protein of 343 amino acids. The transcript has 3 exons. The record is from RefSeq and is a predicted model, not a curated record.